Messenger RNA from Staurois parvus, 309 nucleotides. Lineage: Eukaryota; Metazoa; Chordata; Amphibia; Anura; Ranidae. The record is from the annotation of a GenBank genome assembly.
AUGAUCAGUGUAGCCCCAGCAGUGCCACCUGUCAGUGUCCAUCAGUGCCACCUGUCAGUGCCCAUCAGUGCCACGUGCCAGUGCCCAUCAGUGCCACAUAUCAGUGCCUACCUGUGCACAUCAAUGCCACAUAUCAGUGCCCAUCUGAGCUGCCUUUCAGUGUCACCCGUCAGUGCCACCUAUCAGUGCCACCAAUCAGUGCUGCCAAUCAGUGCCACCUAUCAGUGCACAUCAGUGCCGCCUAUCAGUGCCCGUCAGUACUGCCUAACAGUGCCAGUCAGUGCUGCCAAACAGUGCCAGUCAGUGCCA